Messenger RNA from Miscanthus lutarioriparius, 432 nucleotides. NCBI's taxonomy places the organism in Eukaryota, Viridiplantae, Streptophyta, Magnoliopsida, Poales, Poaceae. The record is from the annotation of a GenBank genome assembly.
AUGAAAGCUAGAGAACCCAAGAAGGCAAGGGGUCGUGUCAAAUGGGAUGAGGAGAACUUGAAUGACAUUGAGUCAAACAAACCAGAAAGAGAGAAGAUCACCGAGCCUAAGACACCUUACCACCCUAUGAUCGAUGAAGAUGAAGGGCCUGUUUCACCGUUACGUCUCAGUGAAGAUUCAGUGGAUAAAUCUGCUCAUGCUGAUGCCAUAAAGACUGCUUUAGCUGAAGCUGUUUCAAGUGGGAAGAUUUUUGACAGAAGUGGUUGGGAUAGGUGUGACAGUGAAGAAGACAUAAAACAAGGGAAAGCUUUUGAAGAGCACCGGAAGGUUCACUAUGAUGAAUACCAUAAGAUGAAGGAACUGCUUCAGAAGGGAACCAUGAAUGAUGACUCAGAUGAAGAUGAGAGGGAAGUAGGCAACAGGAAGGCUUGA